Messenger RNA from Prorocentrum cordatum, 405 nucleotides. Lineage: Eukaryota; Dinophyceae; Prorocentrales; Prorocentraceae. The record is from the annotation of a GenBank genome assembly.
GUGCGAGCAGCUUUGAAGGCGACGACGCGGGCUACCUGAUGAUUGACAGCGGCGUUGGCAUCACUACUUGUUCGAUGGAGUUCGCAGAGGCAGGACCACAGGGCAGUAGCAACUGGCUUGAGCCGGAGAAUUUGCCGCCGCUUGAGGCCGCGACAGGGCAGUUGAUCAUCCGCAAUGGCGCGUGCGAGGUCAACUGCAUGGCGACGGCGCUCGACCAGCAGCAGGAGAUCUUCAAGAUGAGGUUCCAGGUCGCGAGCGUUAAGUACCCGAUCGUGGCGCAGCAGGACUUGCUGGAGGCGCCGAGUGGCCGGAUCUUCCCACUGGUGCAGCAGGGCCGCAUCUGGUGCACGAAGGUGAAGCGCGUGGUCACAGCUAGCGAGGCAGCAGUCACGAUCGCCCGGCUAC